Xenopus laevis (African clawed frog) is the source of this 4030-nucleotide messenger RNA. Its product is annotated as transient receptor potential cation channel subfamily V member 6. The transcript is spliced from 15 exons. Bases 677 to 2713 code for a protein of 678 amino acids. The record is from RefSeq and is a predicted model, not a curated record. Lineage: Eukaryota; Metazoa; Chordata; Amphibia; Anura; Pipidae.
UGAAACUUGUGUAUUAUAAUAAAUAAUGUAUUAUUAUAAAACUUACAAUAUCCUUAUAUUUUACAAGAGGGGGUUCUUUAUUCACUAUAUAUACAUAUGUAUGCAGUGUAUAGAGAGCAGCUUAGUAACAUUCUGCUCCCAAAAGUGUUUUAGUGGGGCCUAGUCAGGUUCAGCUACAUUGCACUUGUGCCCCUUACCGACCCCUCUCCUACCCAACUGGUACAUCCACAGUGUAGUUGGUGCAGAUAGAUUCCCCUCAGCCCCCCCCCCCCAAUUUAGUCACAAGGGUCCAUAGCUAGGCUGGGGGGAUUUUCUGUUUAUUGUUGAAUUGUUUGUUCCUAGAAACGUGCCCUCGAGGGUCUAUGUAUGAAUUAGUGAUGUGCUGGUUGAGAAAAUCUCAACCCGCACCUGACCCAGACCCAUGCUAGCCGCCUCCCCCCUCUAUGUAUAAACCUGCGUCGCCCCUCCCUGCCAAUGAUGUCACAAAAGGGGAGGGGCAGGUGCGAGUUUAUAAAACAGGAAGCCAGAAGUCGGACGUCCGCAGUUAAAGGUCGCUGGGAGGAGAGCAGGCAGAAAAUCUCAACUUGAACCCACCUGCGACCCACAAGAGGAGCAGUUCACCCACAGAAUCCAGGAGAGCCCUCUGCUUCUUGCUGCCAAAGAGAAUAAUGUGGGAAUGAUGAAGAAGCUGCUGGACUGUCCUUCCACUGAUCUUUAUUCCAGAGGUGCCAUGGGGGAGACGGCGCUUCACGUGGCGGCGCUAUACGAUAACCUGGAGGCUGCACAAAUGCUGAUAAAUAAAGCCCCCAACCUUGUUAAUCUGCCCUGCACCUCCGCCUUGUAUGAAGGUCAAACAGCAUUGCACAUUGCAGCCGUGAAUCAGAACCAGAAUUUGGUGAAGCUGCUCAUACUUAAUGGCGCUGAUGUCCGGUCUCCUCGUGUCACCGGAAGCUUCUUUGCUUUUAACCAGAGGAACCUCUUCUACUUCGGGGAACAUGUUCUGUCAUUCGCUGCCUGCGUGGGUCACGAGGGCAUUGUCCGUCUUCUUAUUGAGAGCGGCGCCAAUAUCCGAGCCCAGGACUGCUAUGGUAACACAGUCCUGCACAUUCUGGCUCUGCAGCCCAACAGAACCUUCUCCUGCCAGAUGUUUGAUCUCAUUGUGUCUUACGACAAAGGGGAACGAGGGGUGAGACUGGAGAACAUUCCCAACAACAGGGGACUCACAUCCUUACACGUGGCAGCUGCUGAAGGCAACACAGUGAUGUUUCAGCACUUGGUACAGAGAAAGAAACAGAUCCAAUGGACAUUUGGCCCAUUAAACUCCACCUUGUAUGAUCUGUCAGGAAUUGACUCCUGGGGGGAGGAUCAGUCGGUUCUGGAGCUUGUUGUUGCUUCCAAAAAAAAGGAGGCUCGGCAUAUUCUGGAUCUCACUCCUGUGAAACAGCUGGUGUUUCUCAAGUGGCGGAGCUGUGGUCGCCCCUAUUUUUGCCUUCUGGCUUCAAUUUAUAUCCUGUAUAUAGUGACUGUGACCAUGUGCUGCAUCUACAGACCCCUGGAACCCAUUCCUGGAAUUGGUAACCAAACAACUGUCACCAGAAAUAUAACCAAGCUCAUGCAGAAGCCCUUUAAUGAAGCCUAUCAAACAUAUGAAGAUGAGCUACGUUUGGUUGGAGAGCUAAUUAGUGUGGUUGGAGCAAUUAUCAUAUUACUACUGUUGAUUCCAGAUAUGCUCAGAGUUGGAGCCACCAGAUAUUUUGGACAAACCGUUCUUGGAGGCCCUUUCCAUAUUAUCAUAAUCAUAUUUGCCAUCAUGGUGCUGACUACACUGGUCAUGAGACUAACUAGCAGUGAUGGGGAAGUUGUUCCUAUGUCGUUGGCCCUUGUGUUUGGUUGGUGCUACGUCUUGUAUUUUACAAGGGGCUUCCAAAUGCUCGGACCCUUUACUAUCAUGAUCCAGAAGAUGAUAUUUGGGGAUCUUUUACGCUUUUGUUGGCUCAUGGCUGUGGUUAUUCUGGGCUUCGGUGGAGCCUUCUAUGUCAUAUUCCAGACUGAGGAUUCAAGUCAGUUGGGGCAUUUCAUGUCCUACCCCAUGUCCUUAUUCAGCACAUUUGAGCUUUUCCUCACAAUCAUUGAUGGACCAGCCAAUUAUCAAGUGGAUCUGCCAUUCAUGUACAGUGUCAUGUACUCAGCAUUUGCAAUCAUUGCAGCGCUCCUCAUGCUCAACCUGCUCAUCGCUAUGAUGGGGGACACUCACUGGAGAGUAGCACAUGAGAGGGAUGAACUGUGGAAGGCUCAGGUUGUUGCCACCACUAUAAUGUUGGAGAGAAAGAUGCCAAAAAGGCUUUGGCCACGUUUAGGAAUCUGUGGGAAAGAUUAUGGGCUGGGCGAGAGCUGGUUCCUACGAGUUGAGGAGAGAAAAGAUGUGGACAAGAAGAAGAUUAAACCCUACGUAGAUGCCUUCCAGUGUGCCGACGAAGAUGAUAGUAAGAGAGAAAAAGAGGCCCUGAAACCUUCACUCAGCGAGGACAAAAUAACCAUUCUCCUCCCGAAUAAAGAAACUCCCCCUUCUCCUUCCAUGCUCACCCUCGACCCAAAUACUUCCCACAGAAGGUCCAACAGGGGGUGGCAGAAAAUAAGGAAAACACCCCUUGAUCAGCUCCAGGGCAGAACCAAUUAUGGUCUAGACAUAGAGGAUGAAAUAUAUGAGGUCUGAAAUUCUAUCCUUAUAGGUCAUUCUUGGAAAUAAGUUUAUCAUGAAACUGUCCCAUCAGCUACCUGGGAUAUUAUAGCUGUGAUUUUAGGAACAAGAAGGUUCCUUCAGUGCGACGUGCAAUCUGAAUGAGUAUAGAAGGACCUAUUGGUACCUUUGUUUGGGACCUGUUGUUCCAUUCCCUAAAUAGAAGCUUUAAUGACAACAGAUGCAGAGAGUGUUAGUUUGUUGGCAUUGAGCUUUUAUUGCUCCAACAAUUAGAUAUUAAUCAAGGGCUAUGAGGUAUUUAUUUUCUUUUCAUAAUGAUCCACUGAAUGUCUAAUAAUCCUAACUCUAAUAUAUACCCAUUAACUGGUAGCCUUCAGAAUAGAAAUAAUCAAAAUCUCUGAAUCUACCCCAUACUUACUGCACUUUUUACUAGAAGGAAUUGAAGGGCUCAUUUACAAUUGCAGGGCAAAGUGCAAAGCAUAAUAAUAAUUGUGGUAAGCUCACUCGGGUAAAUUUAUCAAAGAGUGAAGUUCCGCCACUAGAGUGAAAUUCCGCAGCUCUCAAUUCAUUUCUAUGGGAUUUUGAAAGGCAUAUUUAUCAAUGGGUGAAGUGAAAGUUCACCCUUUGAUAAAUACGCCUAUAAAAAUCCCAUAGAAAUGAAUGGAGAGUGGCGGAAUUUCACUCUAGUGGCGGAACUUCACUAUUAACUUCCCUCUUUGAUAAAUAUACCCCCAUGUGUUUUGCACUACACAUCUUACUCCACUUUAUCCUGAAGAGAAGUUGCUGCUUUGUAUGUGUACUGCUUGCAAAUGUGGAGGGAGAUGGGCGGCAUGUCCUGAAAUGCCCCAUAUUUUUGGUGUCACCCAGAUAUACAAGCUAUAGAGCACUGGGAGUUGUAAGGAGCUGGGGAUCACCUAUCAACUAAGGUUAGAGCUAAGUAGGGCUCCCUUGUGUCUGAAAGUGGUGCACUUUGCACCUUAAUCCACUGCAAAGUACAUCUUGCACCCACCAAUGCUACAGACACAAGUGCUCCCUCUGUGGUUUCUAAGGGGCAAAAUGUUACACCCUUAAUGCUAUUGCACUUGGGGCACCAGCAUUGGUAUUACUUAAUUACUUAAUCAGCAAUUUAACAGCAGAAAACAACCUUAGCUGUUAUGUAUGCUAGAUUUAGGGGGCCAGGUAAGAACCCGCAGAGAGACAAUGGUUCUUUGGGGUGCUUGCGUAUGCCGAGAGACACGUCCCCCAAAAAAUUUAUUUUUUUUGCACUAUGACUGCCUGAAGGAAAAUGUAAUUUUAUUUUUGCUACUAAAUAAAUGUAAUUUUAUGAAUCGA